AUGAUGAGUGUCGAGAGCACAGAGGGUGUGAUUUGUAUUUGUUUAGGUAAGACUCCCCUUCAUCUGGCGGCAGAGGAGAGUGAUGUGGACAAAAUGGAAGAACUGUUGUCUAUGGGUGGCUUUGAUGUUAACGCUCAAGAUUUCCGAGGGCAAACACCCUUGCAUUGCUUGUUUGACAAGAACGAGAUUGAUGACAUGAACAAUCUGGUGAGUGCGAUGUCUAUUCUUCUGAGGAAUGGUGCUGAUCUAAAUAUUAAAGACAAGUUCCAAAAUACACCCAUGUAUGAGGUUUUCUACAAUUAUUACGCAUUUAUACCAAUGAUAAUACGGUUCUUACUGAAAAACUCCAACGGAAACUUUGAGAUAGAGUCCUGUAACCAUAUGGGGCAUAACUUAUUACACUUAAUAAUGCCUGGGUUUAAUGAAAGAUUUAGAGAGAGGGGCGAUUUCCAACAGAUAGUAAAUGAUAGAGAAUCCUUCAUCAACGAUUUUUUGGACGGAAAAAUAAUUCAAUAUUGUUCUGCCAAACGUCUAAUUAACACAAAAGACAACAACGGAUGCUCCGCGUUUCAGCUUUAUAUCAAUCAGUUUGAUUUUACAGAAAAAACAACUCAUAAAAUUAUUGAGAUGGGAGCAGAUGUCAACACACAAAAUUCCAUUGGUGUGACGCCUUUGAUGGAUGCUGUGUCAAAUGAAGAUGCUUCAUUAGCCGAGAUAUUGCUGCAGGCAGGUGCAGAUGUCAAUAUCAGAAACAUAUUUGGUCAAACCGCACUUUUUAAAGUGUUAACCUGUGACUGCUUCGACUUACUGAAACGACACGGGGCAGAUUUUACGGUCCUCGACAUUAUUGGCCGUCCACCAAUCACUGAUGUGAACCUCUUUUCACCCGAGGACUCCCCACGAAGUGGAGUGGUAAUCAAAGAGUUUUCAUCGCAACGUCAGCCAGUGUACGAACUAUUUUUAGAAAAUGGAGUCAGUGUUCAUGCAAAAGACAAGUUCGGUUCCUCUCUUCUUCACUAUGCUGCGUGGUAUGGUGCUCAAGGAAUGGCCGAGGCUCUUAUUAAACAUGGCGUCCCUCGAAACGUCACAGACAACAUCGGCAUUACUCCAGCUGAACUAGCUUGGAGUGUUGGGAAUUAUGAACUGUGUAACUUUCUAUCUGAUCAACCAAAUAAAGCUGAGUUUAAAAACCCAGUUAAAAGACACUAUAAUAAUUUACUGGUAUUUCACGAAGACGUUAAAAACAUUAGCAAAAUCUUUGAUGAAAUUGUGGACUUUCGAGAGAACCCUGCAGAACUUCUAAAUAAUCUUAUUAGUUCUCCAAGAGUGGGUAUUGCGUUCAGAGAAUUUGAGGCCCAUGAAGUAAAACAAGAAGUUUUAAAGUUGAUGAACAAAAUUGCCAGGUUGAUUGGCACAACUGAUCCUGCUUUUAGAUGUACGGUUUAUCCAACAGGCAGUUCGGAAGAUGGAAGCAAAAUUAAAAAGGCAGACGAAUUCGAUUUUGUAUUUUGUCUUGAAUACUUUUCAAAUGAAUGUAUACCUUACCAAGAAGAAAAUAUGAUGAACACUGGUUUUGCAAAAUUAAAAUUGAAGUCAUUCUUCGAAUACCAUCCAUUGACUAUGUAUCUAGCAGAUGGACUUGGCAUUGAGUCAUACUUUGUGCGAGACACUUUUCAAGAUCUCUUCACAAACGCUGUUAAUAACCCUGAUACAUGGAAAGAAAACAUCUUUUACUUCAACGGUCAGUUAAAAUUUCCGAUAGACAAACCCGUUCUAAAAAUGGAGAUCCAUUGGUGUGGACAAAAAAUGAAAAGCAUUGAUAUUAGCAUUGAUGUGGUGCCUGCAGUUCGCUUCAGCAGAUGGUUGCCAAAGGAAAUGGAAAAUAGACGUCAGGGCCUCGCCAUUCAGAGAGAAUCAAUCCAAGAUGGAUGCUUCCUCUUGUUUCAGCCGCCAGAAGAAUGAUUUAAACAAAAACGAAAAUACUUAAGAAUAUCACAAUUUUCCAGCGAGCUGCAAUAUCUGAAAAGUCUUCCUGAGGUAUAUUUGGAAAGUUAUGCAGCGGCAAAGAUACUAAUUAGCGACCGAUUCUGUCCAAAGUUAUUAUUAACUGAAGAGAUUAACAUCGACGAAAUAUUUGAUUAUUUAUCUGACGAAGCAAGCAAUUCAAACAAAGACAAAACUGGGGAAUGCAAUUUGACUAACAAUUUAGAAGUGAUUGAAGAAGAUCAUUUGGAGAAUCAAGAAGUUGAAUCAGAAAUGUCAGAAGGCUCACAGAACGCUGGCUCCCAAGAUGACGAAUCGUGUUCGUGCGCUGGCUCCCAAGAUGACGAAUCAUGUUCGUGCGCUGGCUCCCAAGAUGACGAAUCGUGUUUGUGCGCUGGCUCCCAAGAUAACGAAUCGUGUUCUGGUCUCAUUGAGGGAACUAUAUUGUUCAAAAAUUGCAGCGCUUGUGAUCUAUCACGUUGUGUUCUUGAAGUCGAUGAAACGUUGCGAUGUAAGAGAUUAUUAACUCCUAAAAACAGCCAGCAACGAAAAACUUCGUCAUUUUGCAAAGAAAAGGGUGAACUGCUUGCCAGAAAAUGCAGCAUCAUCCGCUCUAUCCAAAUUGGUACCAGUCGAUGGAUAGAGAUUGGUCCUUCCUCAUAUGUGCCUGAAGACGAAACUUUAGACAGCAUAAAAACAAUAAAUAGCCAAGAAAACCUGAACCUGGCUGUCACCAAGUGGCUGGAGCGUACUUUAUUACUAUCAAUCAAAAAAACUUUAGAUAAUAAUUCCAACUUGGAGGGCAAUGAUCAGGAUGGAGAUUGCAGAGUUAGUGAUGAUAUGGAUAGAGCUAGUUUUUCUGAACAAUCAGAGAUAUCUAACAUGGAUACUGACAACUGCUUUGAAAUAGACAAUAUGAGUACGUCGUCGAGCGCUUUUCAGGAAGUCACUGCAAGUGAUGAGGACGUGUCUUGGGAAGGGGGUGAAAUUAUCGACGGUCACGAUACUAUCACCAGUUAUAUGCUGAAGAACUGCCUAUUCUAUGUUGCAAACGACUUGAAAGACGCUGACAAAAAUAUCAGUCAUUUAGAUAUUACCAUUAAACUUUUUGAAAAACUGCAGAGCUGUGCUAAAGCAAAGAGACUUGAAUCCUUCUUCCUUCCGUACUUGAAUGUUUUCACAUUUACAAACGAGCAUAUCAAAAUGAUACCCGAAGACGAGGUUAUAGAAAGCACCAAGAUACAAUGUCACCGAAUACAAUUGUUCUGUGAGGUAAUUCUGGGAAUAUUGAGACAAAAUAUGCAAAACACUAUCGAUUAAAUCAUAACCAUUCACUUGUGUAAAUAUGACAUAGAUACAUUAAAUAAAAUAUAAAUUUUUAGGUA
Molecule: messenger RNA, 3368 nt
Organism: Magallana angulata
Lineage: Eukaryota; Metazoa; Mollusca; Bivalvia; Ostreida; Ostreidae
Product: poly [ADP-ribose] polymerase tankyrase-2-like
Exons: 1
Coding region: 1-1962 (653 amino acids)
Cellular component (GO): cytoplasm; nucleus
Molecular function (GO): protein binding
Source: RefSeq, a predicted model, not a curated record